This is a messenger RNA of Striga asiatica, 1071 nucleotides long. NCBI's taxonomy places the organism in Eukaryota, Viridiplantae, Streptophyta, Magnoliopsida, Lamiales, Orobanchaceae. The record is from the annotation of a GenBank genome assembly.
CACGAUGUUGGCGCCAUUUCGAAAGUAGAGAGCAAAGUUUAUUUUCGAAUUUGCCUCCAAAAUCGUUACCAAAUUCUAGAAAUUCCAGUGCUUCCCUCUUCUCCGUCAUCCAAAUUUUUCCCAUAUAAAUAUAUAUAUUAUCGGCCUCUCCGAACCCUAAACAUACAAUUUGUCUUCUCCCUUUUCCAUUCAUAUUUGUUUAUCGAAGGAAAGAAAUUUGUGAAAAUGGCAGGCGGUGGAUCAUCUUCAUCAAACGCUUCGAGACUGAGAAAGAGGGUGGAGGCUGACACCUCUUCUUCUACUGCUCUGAAACGUGCUAGAGACGGCAGUGCUUUUGCCAAAUGUGAAGAAUGCAACAAAGAUGUCCCAGUUGCGCUGAUAAGCUUUCACAACUGCAGCCUUGAUGCCAAAAUUAAGAUGAAUCUGGAGGCCCAAGUUGUGGAAAUGCCAAGUGAGGUUAAAAAGAAACCGCCAUCAGAAAGGAAAAAGUCUAAGAAGACAGAAUCAAGUGCCAAAAAUGGGAAAACUGGCAACAAUUCCAAAAAACCAAAGCGCCCUCCUACUGCAUUCUUUGUAUUCAUGGAAGAUUUUAGAAAAUCCUUCAAGGAGUCUAAUCCUGAUACCAAGGGUGCAGCAAAGGUUGCCAAGGAAGGUGGUGAGAAAUGGAAAUCAAUGUCUGAGGAGGAAAAGAAGGUAUAUGUUGAAAGGGCUGCUGAGCUUAAAGCUGAAUAUGAAAAGGCAUUGGAGGAGUUCAAUGAGGCUGAAGAUGAGCAAGGUGAUGAUUUGUGUGAGAAAGAAGUUGAGGAGAAAGACGAAGAGAAUGAUUCAUCUGAGAAAGAAGUUAAGGAGGAAAGUGAAGAAGAUGAUGAGUAGGCCUUUUUUCCUUCUUUAAUCUUGUUUUGGUUCCUGGGACCUUUUAAAAAUUGUAAAUCUAAGGUUUUAGUUGAAGGAAUUAUGUGGAGUGGGUAGUGUAUUUGCUCUUGAACCUUUUUUGAGGAAUGUUAUCUGAAUAUGUAUUGUUUUGCAUGUUAUGAUUGUUAAUGAAGUGAAAAUUUUACUUCAGUUGUGAAA